CUCACGAAAGGAGAGGUUCGUAGGGCAUAUUGCCCCUGAUUUCCCAAGAAAAAGAUUUUCUUGAAAAGUGCCACUGAAUGAUAAUAAUGUCACGACUUCAAUCGAGCUCGUGCCAAGAAAAUUUCUUGGGAAAAGGAAAGUGUUGUAACGGGAAAAAACAAAAAAUCUUAGCCUAUAAAGGUAAAAGCAGUUUGAACCCGAAUGAACAAUAGACAGGCAAUAACAACUCUCUAGAUCUAGGCCUAUAUGACGCAGUUUACUGUUACUCGUUUCCAUUUUCAGUUGAAGUCGCGGAUAAAAGCUCAACUGUUAUCGCCGUGUAUCUACUUGUAGAGAGCAGAUAAACUCCACAACUGCACCAGUGGGCCAAGGGCAAAGCAGGCCAUUGCCAUUGCACAAACAAAGGUGUCGACACCUCUUCCUUCCUCCACGGCUGGUCAGGCACUUGUGCGAAGAACUGUGAAGCAGAAAUUCCAUUGUCAUCAGACUAUCCCCUGUUGAAUGAUGGAGCUACAUCCACAGUUAGUACUGUCAUCUGACGUUCAAGAUGCUUCUUUUGAUGCAGUUGUUGUGGUCACAGACACUACUUCAAAGCUAACUGGGCCGUUGUCAGCCAUCAAGGAAGUAAUUGACCGGGCAGCUGCGGUAGACAAUGGGAUUGAAAAGCAGCCUGUCCUUUUGAUUGCAGAAUGUGUUCCCUCCAAACGAUUGAUUUAUGCUGCUACAGGCCCAGUGAAUCGAGAUCAGGAUGAUGUCAGGCGCUUUGCAGAUGCUGCAGGGGCUGGCAUUCAGCGUGCCAUCAGUGCUGGCUGCAAACAGCCACUUCUCAUCACAGUGGAGAGUGACCUCUACGACCGUGCUGUUCUUGUGGCUGUUCUUGGCACUCUUCAGAAAGCAUACCUGCCUUUAGAGUUGAGUGAAGCUGGAAAGCCCCCCAAGCUUUCUAGACUUGGAAUUUGGACCAGCAAUAACAGCUUUAGUACCAAGGAUGUGGACCUGGCAGCAGCCUUUGAGAAAGGAAGAGCUGUUGCAAGGGACAUUGGAGGCUCAGAUCCAGAGAGAAUGGCUGCUCCGAGAGUGGAAGAAUACUUGCGCCAAAUAUUUAAGGACUCCUGUGUUGAGAUGGAUGUGAUUUCAGAUGUGACCACUUUGAACAAAGACUUCCCCCUGCUUGGGGCUGUGAACAGGGCCGCAAAUGGUGUUGAUCGUCACAAAGGAAGACUCAUAUUUUUGGAGUACAAAGGCAAGGGAGAAAUCUCCAAGACUUUGUUUCUUGUUGGGAAGGGUAUCACAUACGAUACUGGCGGUGCGGACAUCAAGGCUGGGGGUAUCAUGGCUGGAAUGCACAGAGACAAGUGUGGGGCUGCGGCUGUGGCAGGAUUCAUGAAGGUGCUGUCUGUUCUGCAACCAGAAAAUUUGCGAGUUAUUGCUGGCUUGGCUAUGGUCCGGAACAGUGUUGGAGAAGAGAGCUACGUUGCUGAUGAAAUCAUCUGUUCUCGUGCUGGGGUCAGAAUCCGUGUUGGCAACACAGAUGCAGAAGGUCGAAUGGUCAUGUCUGAUGUCCUGUGCCGUAUGAAGGAGCUUGCCAAAGAUGCGGUGAAUCCACAGCUGUUUACAAUUGCAACCCUGACAGGCCAUGCCAUUCGUGCUAUGGGACCAAACUACUCAAUUAUCAUGGACAACGGACCAGCAAGGAUGAUGAGAAAUGCACAAAGGAUUCAGGAAACUGGCCAUAACUUUGGUGAUCCCUUCGAAAUUUCCACACUCCGACGUGAUGAUUUUGAGUUCCAUGCUGGGAAAUCGGAGUAUGAAGAUGUGCUCCAGGCCAACAACUCUCCCUCUACUAUGACCAACCGUGGACAUCAAGGACCUGGUGCUUUCCUCAUCUUGGCGUCUGGUUUGGACAAGCAUGGUGUGGACUCCCAAAAACCACUGCCUUAUUCACACCUGGACAUUGCUGGCUCAAGUGGCCCUUUCCCUGGUGUGCCAACUGGAUCCCCAAUUGUUGCUCUUGCAGCACACUUUCUGUUGCAGUAAUUUCAAUGGAAAGUGAAACACUUUUUGUAACUGGUGUUUGUUUUUUUAAAUUGUUGUUUGACUUUUCAGAAAAAAAUAUGUGCUUACAAUAGUUUUGCUUUGCAUAUUGUAGGGGUUUAGGCUUAAUAUUUUUUUUCAAAAUGUUAGAUGUCCAGCUGCUGAAGAGCUGCAGGGAUUUUUCAUUUAUGGUCGCAAUUUGUGAUAGUGUCGAACAAUGUGAUCUUUUUUCUGUUUUCUCAUUUCCUUGAAUGUUGAUGUUACAAUCAAUCAAACUGUUGAAACGCAUCUAAAAGAAAGUCCACAAGAUUUUUGCAUUCCAAUGUAUUCGAAGCAGAUAUCGAUUUAUCCAUACUCAAGAUGCUUUGGUCCGUCCUGGCAGAGCCUUUUAAGGAUGUUCCACGUUGACUAAUGUGGACGUCCCUGAAUAUUUAGGAAUUUUGUAGAGAUUGGAUGCGCAGACUGCAGUUCAACCUGCUGUGAUGGCCACCUUUCCUAGACAAUUGCCUGUUCAAAAGACCAUUUCUCAUUUCCCCAUUCAUUUUUCAAUAUUGCAAUGCUAUAAUCCAUUCCAAGGCAGCCACUUUUCUUGCCGACAACAGGUGGCUAUCCUGGACCUUUUUGACUAAACUGGGUUUUUUGUUUGUUUUUGUUUUGUUUUUUUGUUCUGUGUUUUUUUUUCUCACUUUUUUAAAUUUUAAACUUUUUUCUUUUCAAAUUCAAGACAAUUUUGUGGCAGAUAUGGCAGAGUGCACCAAGUUCUCUGCCAACUUUUUUGAGAGACAAGUCACAAAGUAGGGGACAAGAGCAGCUGCGGACAUAUAAACACUUUUACUUGAUAUUGAUAAAGUGCUCUUUUAAGUUCUGGUGUGCUUCACAUAAACAAAAUAAGGAAGUAUUGCGCAAGGCUGACCGUUUUGUUCCUGAAUCAGAGGUUGUGUCAAGGGAAGUAACUGCUCAUACAAGCAAGCCUUUUCAGGCUUCAUUGGGUUUUUUCCCCUUUAUACUUGCUUCGUGACAUGUUCAGAACAGAAUCGGAUAAACCUAUCGUUACAGUUAACAAAAUACUUGCAUUUGUCACACUUUUCUUGUAAUCGAACAUUGAGAUAUAUAUAUCCUACUUAAUUUUCAAGCCCGAUGACUUGGUUGAACAAUGGAAGUGAGUUUCACUGUUUGUGUCUUUUCUUACCACAGUUUUUAAAUACAGUCGAUCUUGAACUAACGGCAACCUGACCAAAACAAUCACCUGAACAAAAGAAGACUUAUUCCCACUUUCCCGUUUGGUUUUUUUAAUGUAUUAUAUUGACGCUAAGACAUCUACCUGUCCAACACCAUCACUUUUCUCCUCAACAAUUGUUGGCCGUCUUACACUUAGACAAUAUUAACUGUUAUUAUUAACAAUGUUAGUUAAGACAAAUGCUAUGGGGCAUAAGGAUUUUCAUUAUUAAAUAUAAUGGGUUUUUUCACAGUAUAUUUGUGUGCCAUUAUAAUGAAAUGAUAACCAUUUCGGAUUUCAAAGCAGAGUAUGGUUGAUAUUUAGUAGAACAUAUUAUGUUUAGUCUAGUUUACAUUCCUAAUUUUAGUUUUAGUGAAACGGAGUCCUGCUUUUACAUUAGGGCUGUGGCUUCUUUUUGUCUAUCAUUUCUUUCUGACUUAGAGAAGGAUUGUAAGGAAAUCUUUUGCUUUGAAGUGCUCAAAGCAAUCUUUCUUCUUUUGUUUUUCUUUAUGGAUUCAUGUAUAAUUUGAAUAUAUUGGGGGGGGGGAGUAUUUAAAAAUUUAAAAACUUUCGUUAGAAUUCCACAGAGGUGAAUAUAGCACAUUUAUUUUGCCAAGGUCAUUAAAAAAUAUUGUGUAACUGUU
Messenger RNA from Aplysia californica (California sea hare), 3894 nucleotides. RefSeq names its product putative aminopeptidase W07G4.4. Gene Ontology annotation, cellular component: cytoplasm. The coding region runs from base 502 to 2037 and encodes 511 amino acids. Lineage: Eukaryota; Metazoa; Mollusca; Gastropoda; Aplysiida; Aplysiidae. The record is from RefSeq and is a predicted model, not a curated record. Gene Ontology annotation, molecular function: metalloaminopeptidase activity; manganese ion binding. The transcript is spliced from 16 exons. Gene Ontology annotation, biological process: proteolysis.